This is a messenger RNA of Adineta ricciae, 1080 nucleotides long. NCBI's taxonomy places the organism in Eukaryota, Metazoa, Rotifera, Eurotatoria, Adinetida, Adinetidae. The record is from the annotation of a GenBank genome assembly.
AUGAAUACACUUUCAGUACGUGAUCUUUGCUGUCUUUUCUGUUGUCCACCCUUACCGUCCCGUAUUGCUGCGAAACUCGCUUUUCUUCCACCUGAGCCAACGUAUUCUCUACAUGUAGCUGAUAUACUUACUCCAUCGAAUGGUAGUACGGGUCAGAAAGAUUCAUCGUUAUCUAAAGGCAAAUCUUCGUCUGACGCGAAUACACCUAUUCGAUAUAAAAUUGUUUUCUCUGAAAAAGCCGAAUGGCAACACUCACAAUCAGAUAUCGCAAAAUUAGAACCAUACUUUGUCACGACAUCACGGCAUAAUCGUAUUGCGUGUCUGUAUGUGAAUUGUACACCCAAUCCGAAAUAUCAUAUUCUAUUCAGUCAUGGCAAUGCUGUCGAUCUUGGUCAAAUGGCAAGUUUCUUUAUUGUCUUGGGAACGCGAUUGCAGUGCAAUAUUAUCAGUUAUGAUUAUUCAGGUUAUGGCGCUUCGCAAGGAAAAGCAAGUGAAAAAAAUAUGUAUGCUGAUAUCGAAGCAACCUAUAACUCCAUCAAACAACGAUACCAUAUUCCUGAAUCAAAAGUCAUUCUCUACGGACAAAGUAUUGGCACUGUGCCAACGAUCGAUUUAGCUUCACGACGUAGUGAAUGCUGUAUUGCAUGUAUCUUACACAGUCCAUUGACAUCCGGAAUGCGUGUCGCAUUUCCCGAUGCAAAACGCACAUGGUGUUGUGAUGCCUUUCCAUCUAUAGAUAAGAUUCAUCGUAUACGCUCGAUUGUUCUGAUUAUACAUGGUACAGAAGAUGAUGUUAUUGAUGUCAGUCAUGGUUUUGCUCUCUACAAUCGAGUGCAUACACCGCACCAAAUCGAACCAUUAUGGGUAGAUGGCGCUGGACAUAACGAUAUUGAAGCACACGGCCAGUAUGUCGAAAGAUUAUUACGGCUAAUUGAUGUAGACAUUCCACAAAUAUAUUUGAAGAAGCAACAAUCAGAGCAACAACAACAACAGCAACAGUUGUCAUCAUCAAUGUCAACUCCACCAACAUUGGCAUCCACACUUAUCAUACCAGCUUCGACAACUAGUGGGGCAAAUUGA